Molecule: messenger RNA, 2527 nt
Organism: Oryzias latipes (Japanese medaka)
Lineage: Eukaryota; Metazoa; Chordata; Actinopteri; Beloniformes; Adrianichthyidae
Gene: vsnl1a
Product: visinin-like 1a
Molecular function (GO): calcium ion binding
Source: RefSeq, a predicted model, not a curated record
GGGGGGGGGGUGCGCCCUCCCUGUCUCUCCCUCCUCCUCCCUCCCUCCCUCUCAGCGCAGCAUCACUCUCGUUCAGUCGCAGCCACCGCCGGACCUGCGCCGCUCACUUUGUGACUCUCCUCCCCCCUCACCCCGACACCACCACCAACAACAACGACCAAAACGCGUCCAAAUUCAUUGAGAGCAGCGCAGACCGUCUCCUCCUGGCUCCAUAAACGAGCGCCUCAGUCGCCUUGUUCCUCUCCCCCUCCCCGUCCUUGCAGUGGUCGUUUUUUGUGUGCCCACUCCAGGCAUCGAACCGCCGGACUUCUCCCGUUGACUUCACAUUCUUGCAAGGAAAAAUGGGGAAACAGAACAGCAAGCUGACUCCUGAGGUGAUGGAGGACCUGGUGAAGAACACGGAGUUUAACGAGCACGAGCUGAAGCAGUGGUACAAGGGAUUCCUGAAGGACUGUCCCAGCGGCCGGCUCAACCUGGACGAGUUCCAGCAGCUCUACGUAAAGUUCUUCCCUUAUGGGGACGCCUCCAAGUUCGCACAGCACGCAUUCAGGACCUUUGACAAGAACGGCGACGGCACCAUCGACUUCAGAGAGUUCAUUUGUGCGCUGUCCAUCACCUCGAGAGGCAGCUUCGAGCAGAAACUCAACUGGGCUUUCAACAUGUACGACCUGGACGGAGAUGGCAAGAUCACAAGGGUGGAGAUGCUGGAGAUCAUUGAGGCUAUCUACAAGAUGGUCGGCACCGUCAUCAUGAUGAAAAUGAACGAGGACGGCCUGACACCCCAGCAGAGGGUGGACAAGAUCUUCUCCAAGAUGGACAAGAACAACGACGACCAGAUCUCGCUGGACGAGUUCAAAGAGGCGGCCAAGAGCGACCCCUCCAUCGUAUUACUGCUGCAGUGCGACCUCCAGAAAUAGGCGAGCAGCGCGCUCCACGCACCAGCUGCCACGGACUGCACAGAGAGAAUUUCAUGUUCCAUUCAGUUUGCAGCUAUUUCCACUGAAAAAAAAAACCAACAACAACAAAAAAAAACAACAACAAAAGAUGAAAAAAAAAUGCUUGGACUACUUCCUCUCAACGGAUCUGCUUCUUGUGUUUGAAACACUCGUGUGCAUGAGAAUGUUCAUUUGCUCUAAAAAGAUCUCUAAGCAACACAAGACAGUGUGCUUGUGCGGGAGCACACUCACACCAGACACAACAUACACACACUCAAUACAUAUGAUCAACUCGCACAAAUAUAUAUAUAUAUAUAUAUAUAAAUAGAUAUACAUAUAAAUAUAUUUAAAUUAUUUAAUGAUAAACUGCCAAAAUGUGAAGUGUGCAAAGUAUUUUCCUUACAGUUUCCUUCUACUGGAGCUCGCGCAUCGGUGAUGUGCUUCGUUGAAAUUUGUCGCUAUACUCGAAUUAUUGUUUAGCUUUUACUGACGCAUCGUCGUAUUUAAUUUAAACCGAAGGAAAAUUCCCGCAAGGAUGUACCCGUCUUAGGUCUGAAAAUAUUAGCACUAGGAGAGAUGAAACUUUUCCCUCAAAAACAAGAACAUGCUCGUCCCGUCAGUAAACACUAGAAAUGUAGUUCAUUUGCAUGCCUUUAGGUUCUGCCUUAAAAAUAUCCUUUUCAUCCGGCGACUGAAGACAGAAAGCCUUAUCAACGCAACACGGCGACUCUCAGAGAGACUUCUACUGAUUUAAAGGGGGGGGGGGGGGGGUUUGUCUAUUUGUGACCUUUUCAGACAUUUUCUUUUGACUGCUGUAACUGUGGGAGCAUGUUUCCCUGUAGAUAAGCUGUGCUGUGUGUUGCUUUAAAAACAACAACACUCUUUUCCUGUUGAAAUACACACUACAAGGCAACCUAUGCUGAAUGUGGAGGACUGCAUCGUUUUAGCAGCUACAACUAAAAACCAGCCAAAUAAAAAUGACAAAGCUGAAUUAGACUGGGAACAAAUCCCCCCCCCAACCAGCUAACAGGUUGCAUAUCAUUCCGAAGAGGAAAGGCUUGACGAAGCGUGUGCGACUUUCUCGUUUGUGUUCAUCUGAAGAGGCUAGCAAAUUCGCCCUCCUCGACCCUUUCAAAGCACUUGUCUUUUAUCAAUCAGCCUUUUUGUACUUUUUUUACUCCCUUCUUUGUGCGAGUCCAUAACCGUGGAGACGCUGGGUGAAGUGUGGUACCUCCUAAGAACGACUUCAAUAGCUUUGCUUGACCUUGAUAUAUUGCUAAACUGCACUCGUAGAAACAUUGUCGUACAGUCUCGUGGGGGGGCGGGGCAAAUAAAUAAGGAAAUCACUCCAGUCCAUCACUGUCCCUCAGUGGUGUUGAUCGUCUCCGUCCGGCUUCAGAUCUUUCCAUCUUUUCUUCCAGCCGUUGUUUCCGAUUACGACUAUUAACACUAUUGUUGCUGAUCAGAUACCAAAUGUAAGCGAUGGCGACUCUGUACAAGGAUCCUUUUGUAGCAUGUAUUGUGUCCCUAAUGACAUGGCUGCACUACUCCCCUGUGUUGUGAUUUAAUCAAAUAAAAGGAACUCUAUGGGC